UUGUCAACCGUAGCUUCAUCCUCUCGCAGCGACGGUCCACUGAACCAGACUAGGCGAACACAAUGGGGCUGUAAUGUCUGCCACUCCUGGGCUCGGAGCAUCUUCUCGUAACCGCCGAGGCUGUAUAUGGAUUUAAUGAUGAUGAAGAAGAAGAAAUUCAAGUUCAGGGUGGAUUUUGAGCUGGAUGAGCUGUCGUCGGUCCCCAUCGUCAACGGUGUCCUCUUCUGUAAAGUCAGGCUGCUGGAUGGCGGAUUCUCAGAGGAGUCUUCAAGGGAGCCGGUGCAGGCCAACUGCGUUCGAUGGAGGAAGCGAUUUUCUUUCCCCUGCAAGAUGAGCGCCAGUGCAGGAACAGGCGUGCUGGACCCCUGCAUAUGUCGUGUGUCUGUGAGAAAGGAGCUGAAGGGAGGAAAGGCGUAUGCAAAGCUCGGUUUUGCAGAUCUGAAUUUAGCAGAGUUCGCCGGCUCAGGAAAUACGACUCGGAGGUGUCUUCUGGAAGGAUAUGAUACCAAAAAUACCCGGCAGGAUAACUCCAUUCUCAAGGUUAUCAUUGGCACACAGCUCAUGUCAGGGGAUCCCUGUUUCAAAACGCCUCCAUCCACAGCCACGGUGAUCGGGAUCCAGAGUGAUGGAGAGAGCCUGCUGGAGGAGAGGAAGGGAGGAGACUCGCAGAAAGGUUUCUCUGGUGAAACUAAUCACGCCACAUCAUCCCUUUUAGUUUAUUGUUUGUCUCUCUUAGGCUACAGCACAGGCCACUCUCGCUCAUCCAGCAUCUCAGAGUUCAGCCACAGGAGAAAUCACUCUGUGGGCAGUGCCUCGACCGGAAUCGGAAGCAUCCCAGAGCCGAGCGAGGAGCGGGAGCCCAAACCCUGUCCGGGUCUGCCUGAACGCCCGGCUCCUACAGCCACCACGAGCAAUACACAGGGCACACCAGUACGCAGUGCCUCGUCCUGUGAGCGACUGAACAGGCAUCCUAUAAAACAGGACUCGAUGGAGUCUCAGCUAAAGAGAAUGGAUGACACCAGGGUGGAUGCUGAUGAUGUUGUGGAAAAGAUUUUACAAAGUCAAGAUUUCACCCCUAGUUUACUGGACUCCAGCGCUGAAGAGGAAGGCUUACGUCUGUUUGUCGGGCCAGGAGGAAGCACGGCCCUGGGAAGCCAUCAUCUUCCCACCAGGGUUGGUGGUGGUGCCUACGAGCAGGUGGUGAUUAAGCGUUAAAGUUUUGCAGCCGCUCAAUGAUGGAAUGAACCUCAUUACACUAUUUAAAAGAAUGGUUUCCAUUUGUAUAUUUUAAUUCCCACAGCACACUGAUUAGUCCCGUGAUCAGCACUGUGUCAAGCCUGAUUUGUGGAUAUAACUAUAGCGCCCCCAUGUGUUUAUUUGUGCCACAUUAUAUACUGUAAUUCAGGAGCAAAAAGUGUUUCUCCUUCAGUUUAAACACAUAAAUUUGCCAAUAAGGGGUUUAAAAUCAUUGCUAACGAAAAUACAAAGGAUUUAAAAAAUAAUUUAUUCUGCUAUUUUACUUCAUGCUCAGUUCUCUGAGCCAAAUAAUUUCACUGUUUGGGUAUAGAUAAGUCCUGUAUGUUUAUGCAUUUCACAUGAAAUCAAGUUUUUUUUUAACUUUAAAGAAAGGAGCUGGAAAUAUGUGCACCUUCAAAGGGAGGUCAAAUGAAGAGCGUUUUCGAUACAUUCCUUUAAUCUCUAAUUGUUUUGGAUAUCCUUUUAAAUAGGAUGUCCUCCUGAUCAUUUGCCUAUGAGCAGCUUAAAGGCUGCAGUCGGCACUGAUAACUGUUUGUUUUUGAAAUAUUUUACUACAGAAAACAUAUGAUGUAAGCUAUUUUAUGUGUGAAUGCACACUGAGUGGGUGAGUAUGUGUGAGGCCACUUUUAUUGAUAGUAGAUAUUGUUGAUGUUGGGUGAAUGAAGGAAUCGUGAUGAAUGUGUCCAGACUGGAAAAGAGAAAACGGGAGAGUAUUGCUCCAUUUGUUUACCAAAAUAUAUAUAUAUAUAUAUCUUUCUUUUUUAAAGAAAAAACAGGCUUGUCUGCUUGAUUUUUCACAAACUUUUAUAGAAAUAGAACCCCUGUUCAAAAAAGAACCAGGCCUAAUUUACCUUAAAUUACCCAUGAUUAUUCAUUACACUUUCUCAGUUCUGGUCACUUAAAGAAAUUCAAAACUAAAAAAAAAUAUCCUGUUAGGAUUAUUAUCUAAAGCUAAAUAUCUUCUACAUUAAGAGAUCUCGUUCUGCUUCAGAUGUACAGAUGUGUAUCUUUGCUGCUCUGCAGAUCAGGAAAAAUAUAUCAACAAACAUUCAUCUUUGACUGAAUAGUUUUUACUUUUGUAAAUCGGAUACAUAUUCUGCUGUUUGUCUCUAAACAACUAAACCACAGAACAAAAUGUUAGGUGAUCCACUGCUAAGACGAAAAUGCUCACUGUUCCUUGCAUUUAUGUGAAAACGGGUACAUUUUAAUAAAUUUUAACAUCAUGAAAAAAAAAAAUCUAUAUAUUAUAUAACUUUGUAUGGUGAAAACAUGUAAAGAUUUGUUGCACACUACAAUAGUGCCUUAAGUGAAUAAAAACCCAGAAUUUAGUUUAUUUAAAACAGUCUCCUAAUCCAAUACGGGAUUUGAAAUAAAUGUUAUCGUCCCUAAAAACAUCUAAAAAAGUCAGUCGGGAGGAGAAAUGACUUUCAGUCAUCCAGCAGGUAGUAGAAGAUACCAUUAGCAAGAACGGUAGGAUGUAAACGGUUGCUGUAAAGGAAGCAGGUUGUUCAAAGAGAGUACAGCAUCCAAAGAUUUUCAGGAAGUUGAGUGGAGAAAAAAAAAUGGCUUGAAAAUUGUAUAAGCAGUAGGAGGAACCACAGCCUGGAGAGCUUCGUGAGGCAAAGCCCAUACAAGAUAUAUUUUUUCAGUUGAAAUGGGAUGUGACAGUCCCUUAGGAUAUACCACACAGAUGUACACAAGACAUCGACUACCACUUGUCAUCUUUCCUUUAUUAAACAACUCCUGAACUGAAUGUGGCCUAGAGGGGGGGAAAAAAAUGUUUGGGCAAUUCCUCUGUAGUCUGAAGUCCUCAAUCUGUAUUAAACAGCUUUAAUUUGAAAAGCAAGGUUUGAGUAUUUUAAGGAAGCGAACAGAACUUGGGUUUUUAGUCACUGUAGGCUAUUAAUCAUCUAAAUUGAUAAAUGCUUGAAAUAUAUCUGAUUAGAAUCAACUGAAAUUUCACUCUUUAAUUAAAUAGCUAAAAUCUCUGAAUUAUAUUUGGAUUUAUUAACAUGUACCUGUGCAUUAUCUUUUCAUACCAAAAGAUUGAGCUUAGUGAUAUCUGUCAAAAGUAGCAGAGAAUAUUAUGUAAUGAAUACAUUUGUGUUGAAAGUUCCCCAUAAUCCUGCUUGGAGUCAGUUUUCAUUUCACCCUUUUAGGGUCUGAAGUUCACAAUACUGUAGAACAAAGUAGCUCAACUACUCAAUGCAUUAUUUUUAACGGGUUGACUGCCUGAAGCAGGCUUGGAGACUAGUGAAAACAGGUUCUGCAGGAUCUUUGUAUCUUCGUCUCCCAUCAAAAGUGAGCAUCUCUAUUCAUAUCUGCACUAGCUUUUGAUGUUUUUGCCAUUUUUAUGACACGCAUGGUUAAAAUUUUGUUAGUUUUGUCAAAUCUAAUAUCAUUUGUCAAAGCCUGGCCCAUUUUAAUGUCCUGUCCCUUAUAUUGUGCCGUCCAUUGUUAUAUUGAAGAAAUAAUUGUUUGCUUCUUUAUCAUCAAAGCAUAAAUUUGUUCUCAUAAAUGCCGAUAUCUGCCCCAGUGUUGAAGUUGUUGAAAAAUCUAUUUUUGUUGUAUUUUUAUUAUUUUAAGCAAGUUUUUUUUUUUUACAUAUAUACUUUGUUGCUGAUGUGACAUUUUUAAUAAAUGUCUGAAAGUGAAGUGUCUUUUUCAUAAGGAAAUCAGUAAUAAAUGUCUAAACUCUGGCUGCCAGAUGUCUCGGUCAGAAGUUGUUGUUUUUUUUUUUGUCUUUUAUUUUGGAAUAAAAUGUUUUAACCUGUGUCAAACAGGUGUGUUCAUCUUGGUACCUAACAUGUUACAAACAUGGCUGCUUUUUCUCUUCUGUGAAGCUGUUGUCUAAUUAAAUCUAAUCUCUUGUAAAGUGAUGUUCUGUGAUGUUCUGACACUGUUGAGUGUUCUCUGUUACAGACUUGUUUUUUUGAGACUGCUUCCUUAAUGACUGUAAUAAAUGGCAAAGUGUCUACCAAACACUGUUAAAUAAAACAGUUUAAAAC
Cyprinodon variegatus (sheepshead minnow) is the source of this 4265-nucleotide messenger RNA. RefSeq names its product family with sequence similarity 102 member B (gene eeig2b). The transcript has 10 exons. Lineage: Eukaryota; Metazoa; Chordata; Actinopteri; Cyprinodontiformes; Cyprinodontidae. Bases 127 to 1215 code for a protein of 362 amino acids. The record is from RefSeq and is a predicted model, not a curated record.